Physella acuta is the source of this 3410-nucleotide messenger RNA. RefSeq lists its product as uncharacterized. NCBI's taxonomy places the organism in Eukaryota, Metazoa, Mollusca, Gastropoda, Physidae. The record is from RefSeq and is a predicted model, not a curated record. Gene Ontology annotation, molecular function: inositol 1,4,5 trisphosphate binding; store-operated calcium channel activity. Gene Ontology annotation, biological process: regulation of cytosolic calcium ion concentration; calcium ion transmembrane transport. Gene Ontology annotation, cellular component: plasma membrane; cation channel complex.
AUGUUAGGCGACGACUCCAUACUGAACCCCCAGAUCUUGUCCAAGGUUUUGUUCUCUGUGGCCAACGUCAUGAGCUUUGCCAGGAUCGCUUACAUCCUGCCGGCCAGCGAGACCUUUGGUCAGCUACAGAUAUCCUACGGCCGGAUGUUACAGGACGUGGGCAAGUUCAUCUUUAUCUACUUCACCGUCAUGAUCGCCUUCAUUUGUGGCCUGACUAGUUUGUACAGCAUAUCUAAGAACGUGCACUUUUCAGGCCUACUAGAGACCACUGGCACCCUAUUCUGGGCGGCUUUCGGCAUGGGCGUCUCCGUGGCACCGGCCAUUGAGGACCAGGUGCAGGAGGGGGAGGCGAGCAGCGGCAAGGACGGGGAGAUCCCAGACAGUGUCAAGUUGAAGGUCGUGGAGGUGGUGGGCUACAUCCUGUACGGCGUCUACAUCCUGGGCGCCGUGGUCGUACUCAUCAACAUGCUCAUCGCCAUGAUGAGCAACACGUUUGAGGACAUUCAGAAAAGCGAGGACAGUGAGUGGAAGUUUGCCCGGGCCAAACUUUGGAUCUCCUUCAUAGAGCAAGGCACCACCCUGCCCAUCCCCUUCAACAUUAUCCCCACCCCCAAGUCUAUCCUGCGUCUGUUCCGCUGGUUCAGGGACUGUGUCUGUUGUGAGGUGGACAGAAAUGAAUGGAAGAAAGAGGACGUCAAACACUAUGAGCUUGAGUACAAGGCGAUAAUGCACCGUGUUGUCUUGAGGUAUAUCCACAAGAUGAAGUUUGAGAAGAAAGGAGAGAGUCUGAAAGAUGAUAUCCUGGACACCCGGGAGGAGAUGAUCUACCAGCUGCACUCCAUGUACGGUCGUCUGGCGGCCAGGCUGGAACUUUUGGAGCGUGACGUCUACUCCAUCUCCAGACACGCAUGGGAUGGAAACGGAAGUCCCACCCACUCGACACUGUCCUACUCCAGGUCCGUCCCAUCCCACCAGGGUAACGACAGUGUACGCAACUCUACAACUGAUCUGCCCAGGGAACCUUUCCUCUACAGGCGACGGUCUUAUUACCACGAGCGUCCCAAGAGGGAAGCUUUAGAAGGCGGCGGGCGGCUCUCUUUAGAAGAAAGACUACGCAAAUAUAGCGGCGAGGACGUGCAUGUCCGGGGGUUUAGGGCGUCCCAGGGCAACAUCCACGAGAUGGACACCAACAUGUCGGACGGAGACAAGAGGUGCAGAAAGGUCAGCAGCGGUCAGACACCCAUACGGAGCAGCACGCCAUCUAUGCUGGCGGGUCAAGGUUGCGGUGGGAAUGCCACGGUGCACGGGAGCGGGGAGCAGACGAGGAAAGAAUCUGUGGCCAGUGCCACGUCACAGUGUCCAUCUGAUGUAGACGAGUAUUCGCUCACACGUAGGGACUCUCACAGGAUUAGGGGAGACGGGGCCUUCAGCCCGCGGCCUGGCGGGGAGCGACGUGGCAGGGACGAUAACCUACGCGGCAGCCGCAAGGGCUACAACUCUAGCCCGAUCUGGAACCAGGGGGUCAUCAAGGAGUCCUCGCUGGAAGACCAGAUCAACAGCAGCGAGGCGGAGAGCUCGUUCAGCGUCCAACCGGAGACUUACGUGGGCGGCGGCAAGCGGAGGGAGACGUACAACCACCCCAACAUUGACGCCCCCUUCGGGCUCCCAGGAGAUUCCAGCGCACAUUCAAACAGCUUCAAAGAAUACCACGAGCCCCGCCCACCAAGAACCGACACCAUCCAGAACCUGGUCCUAGACGUCCACCAGAUACCUUUCACCAAGCUGGAAGCGGGAACGAAUCCCGUCAAAGACAGCCUGUCCCCUACCGAGGAAGACGCCGAGAAGGGCAGACACUGGAGCUGCGCCUCCACCCCGCGCUCUGCUGACGACCGCGCAGGACCGAAGACCUUCACCUUCUCCGUGCCGUGCUCCAGGUCCAACCCCUACGGGUGUAAGCACGAGAGUACCAAAAGCUACAACAGCGACAGCCACAACAGCAGCAACAGCCACAACAACAGCAGCAACAACGAGAGCGACAGCGAGGAUCAGUACGCGGCGAAAAUCUCGAACGUUGCUCUACAGCAGAAAAAUCGUAUGUAUCGAUACCAAGUGAACUCUCGACUCGCUGGUAAAUCGGCAAACGAUACUGAUAUCGACACUCGACCAGAACAGAAACUAGAUCCCGUGGUCUUGACAAACAAUCCAAAUGAGUCGACAUUCAAUAACGGCAGAAAAGUAGGCCACGUCAAUCAUAUCUACGUGCCUGAACCUCAGCCGCGAGACAGUUCUGUAGACCCCAAAACCCGCGAUACUAGCAACACAAAUUCCCAAACGAAUACCCGUUCACAAAGCGAUUCCAUCUUCUACACAAAAGUACCGCUGGAAACUAAAUCUAUUUUUAGCGAAGGAUCCGCCUAUCCCAUUACGUCAUUUUAUCAAAACAGAAAGGACGGCCGACUUCUAACCGCAGAACUAAAAGACGGUUUAAAUGCAAUAAAUGAUUCUGAAUAUGUUACAAACUUGAUUAGGAAUAAUUUAUUAAAACAUAGCUUGAUCCCACUGGCGAAAUCCGAGGUGUUCAACCCGGAUAACGACUCGAAUUUACCGGCUUCAGGGACGGAAAAAGAUUUUGUGGCCUCGGUUCAUCGAGACGCGCCCACCGUUCACGAGGAAGAAGAAGACGACUACAUUGACGCCUACCACGACAUGAAGUCUUACCUCGAGCCGGCACCCGAGGAGCUGGGGAUGGUCCGGCACCACUCGGAGAUGACCCACCACCCCCAGCCCCGGGGCGGGUUCUUAAAGAAACGAGAAUCGCUUCCGGCGGUGCCCGUCGCUGCCAGCAAACACCACCGGAUUUUAGUCAGCAACCGCGACUCUCGGUCUCGCUAUCUGGCAUCCAACCCCUCCCACCAAGACUACCACCCACCGACCACGUGGUACCCGUAUUAUCAGUACCCACCCGAUCAGGACAUGACCACCAGCUACCUACCUCCACAGGAAUACGAAAUGACUCCCAUGGUCAUCCCAUCCAUGGCGGCCAACUUGCUCCCAUUUCCCAUCCCAGUCCAAACCAACGACGUCUACGUCCAGCGCCCUCCGUCAACAUCCGACCAAGAACAAGGCAACAGCAGCGGCAACGAGAGCCAGACGCCGAAGAGAAAAACCUCCAGCGGGAAGAAACCGAGCCUCGUCUCUCUAGUCAGGGGCCGGCGGUCCGACAAAAUCAAAGGCAACAUCUCCGAGAUCAAACACAACCGAAGCCUUUCGCUCAACCGCUUCAGCGGCUCCAGGAGAGAGAGGCUCAAGACACUGCAGAGCCAGAGAAGCAAGGAGGUUUGAUGCCAACUCUGUUUAGACUCGAGGUUUGAUGGCAACUCUGUUUAGAAACGAGGUUUGAUGCCAACUCU